AUGGCUCUCAAGAAGGAAGAAAAGCAAGAAAAGGAAAAAGAAAGCAAAAAGAAGUCCUUUACCCUUGAGAGCUCAACUAAGCAUCACCAAGAAAGUGAGAGCUCAAGUGCACCAGAAUCAAGUGAUAAUGUUAAUGAGGAACUUGUCAUGCUUUCUAGAAGGAUUAAGAAAAUCAUUAAGAAAAAGAAAAGAGACAAAAGACAUUUCAAAAAACUUUCUUCAAGCUCUAGUGGAGAUAUAAUUUAUUAUGAGUAUGGCAAGCAAGGCUAUGUCAAGGUUGAUUACUACAAACUAAGAACAAGAUGGAGAAAAAGAAAGCAUACAAGGAAACUUAGGAUGAUAGUUCUUCAAGUGAAGAAGAUGAAAAAAAAGUUAGCAACCUUUACUUUAUGGCCAUGGAGGAUGACUCCAAUGAGAAAAGAUAGGCGAGUUGUAAUAGGACAUAAAAUGGAAAUUGCCUCCAAUCAGAAGAUUAUGUGCACCAAAUUGCCACCAAAUAUUAAUUCAAAUGGCAUUUGGGAGAACAUAAACUCUCCUAAUUCAGUUUUGACAUAUUCAUUGCCAUUGUUGCAAUUGCAGAUUAUUAUGAUUUUCUUCAUAACACAAGCUUGUCAUUUUGUUCUCAAGCAUUUCGGUUUUCCUAUUAUCAUCUCACAACUUAUUGCUGGAGUGAUCCUUGGUCCUUCUUUACUUGGGAGUUCUACUGAAUUCAAGGACAUGCUGUUCACAAUUGACAGUCAAGAUAUACUUGGCACAGUGGCCACAUUAGGCUACACAUUGUUCAUGUUUGUAUGUGGAGUUAAGAUGGAUGUGAGCAUGAUAUUUAAAACAGGAGGAAAGGCCACUGCGAUUGGUUUUUUAUCACUGGCUGCACCUUUAGUAUUUGGGCUUACUGUUGAAGUUUUGUUGGAGAGGUCCUGGUUGGCAGAAGAUUUACCAAGCAACCUUUAUGUUAUAACAUCAGUGCUUUCUGCUACUCCUUUUCCAGUCAUAUCAACCCUUCUUUCUGAUCUCAAAAUCUUGAAUUCUGAACUGGGUCGUUUAGGACUAUCUGCAGCAAUGAUUGGUGAAAUUGGUACUGUUGGACUGUUCACAUUAGCUACCUUGAUUACAGUUGGGAAAGAAAGUUCAGUUCAGAUGGCAUUUAGAAGCCUUAUAUGUAUAAUUGGCUUUAUUGCUUUCUCUAUUUUUGCCAUUCGGCCAGCAAUGUUUUGGAUUAUUAAGCAGACACCGAAAGGAAGGCCUGUAAAGGACAUGUACAUUCAUGUUAUCAUUUUCAUGGUUUUCGGGACUGCCAUUCUUUCUAAUUCAUAUGGCCAAUCGAUUUUCUUUGGACCAUUUAUUCUUGGUUUGGCUAUUCCUGAUGGACCUCCACUAGGAUCAGCUAUUGUACAUAAGCUUGAUUGUAUGGUUUCAGGCAUUUUCGUACCAUUAUUUGUUACUACAUCAACCAUGAGAGCUGAGUUCGGAACUCUCAGGCUGAACAAAAAUUUGAUAACAGCGGAAAUCAUCCUUAUUAUUGUGACUUUAACAGCCAAGCUAGGGGCCUGCCUUAUAGCUUCAUUAUAUUGCCAGAUGCCUCUGAAUGAUUCUUUGGCACUUGCCCUCGUUAUGAGCUGCAAAGGCAUUGUAGAGUUGGCAACCUAUAGCUUCUUAAGAGACAACAAAAUUGUUUCAAGUGAAACAUUUACUCUGUUGAUUGUAAGCGUUCUAGUCACAGCAACCAUUGUGCCAAUGCUUGUGAAAAAGCUCUAUGAUCCUUGUAGGAAAUAUGCUGGCUACCAGAAAAGAAACAUAUUGAAUCUCAGGUAUAACUCGGAAUUGCGUAUUCUUGUGUGCAUUCACAGUCCAGAUGAUAUCACUGCUGCAAUUAAUGUCCUAGAUGCUUCCUGUCCAAACCCCGAGAAGCCCCUUUCUGUUUCUGUUCUUCACCUUAUGAAACUAAUUGGUCGAGCUUCUCCAAUCUUUAUCUCCCACAAUAUCCAAAUCAAGAGCGUCUCUAAGCAUUCCUACUCUGACAAUGUCAUCACAUCAUUUAAUCAGUACCAGCAAAAGAACAUAGGAGCUGUAUCCAUAAGCACUUUUACAGCAAUUUCACCACCAAAGUUGAUGCAUGAAGAUAUAUGUACCCUUGCCCUAGACAAGCUAGCAUCCCUUAUAAUCCUACCAUUCCAUAUAAAUUGGUCUUCUGCUGGAUCUAUUGUGUCAGAAGACACUACCAUAAGGGCUCUUAACCAUAAUAUCCUUGAGAGAGCCCCUUGUUCUAUAGGAAUCCUUGUCAAUCGUGGCCACCUCAGACGUACAAAAGCAGAGCAGUCGCCUAAGCGUGUCGCCAUGAUCUUCCUAGGGGGUAAUGAUGAUAGAGAAGCAUUAACAUUUGCGAAACGCAUGGCAAUAGGGUCGUCUGCCAUUACCAUAAUGGUGAUUAAUCUGGUCGCAAAUGACCAGAAAGACAUCACAACUUGGGAACAGAUGCUUGAUUCAGAGACGUUGAAGGAUGUUAAGCAUAAUACUGGUGGCAGUCGGUACGUUACCUUUAAAGAGGUGGUGGUGAAAGAUGGAACCCAAACUGCAUGUAUAUUAAGAGGAAUGGCGUGCCAAUAUGACCUUAUUAUUGUUGGUAGACGUAAUGGGAUAAAUUGCCCACGAACAACAGGACUUGCAGAAUGGAGUGAAUUUCCUGAGCUAGGUGUUGUAGGAGACCUGCUGGCUUCAUCCGAUGUCAACUGCAAAGCUUCAAUAUUAGUUAUGCAACAACAACAACAACAAUUAAGUUAGUGUACAAUACUAAGAUGUAGGAAUUUGGUGUGUUUUUCAAAACUCUAGACUAGUUUUACCGUGGAUCCCUGCAACAUGGUUUAGUCUUAAAAUCUUAAUUUUUGAUAUAUUUUAAUUUUGAAAUUAUUACUAUUAUCUAAAUUUAGUUCCGUAAAAUUAUAUUGGUGAUUAAAUUUAGAUUGAGUUUGAAGUAUUUUAAACAAAUUAAAAAAUAAGAUGAAUCCGAAUUAAAUCUAAACUCUUUAGAAUUUUAAAUUCUUGUUUUUACUUCUUUUUAAUUAUUAAUUAGGAUACUUAUAAGUAAGAUAAAUUUUAUUAAUAUUGGAAAAAGUAACAAAGUUGAAAAUGAUCAAAAGAAACUCUCUAAAGUACUAGCUCAAACUCUCUCUACAGAAAAUAAAAUAAAAAAAAAUCUUUUACUGAUAAAAGAUCUUAAAUACCGAUAUUAUAUAUUUGAACAUAAGAGAUAGAAAAUUUGUUUAGCUUUAUUUUUGUUAUCCAUAAAUACUAUUCUUUUUUAAAACACAUAUCCUGUUUUAUUUAUUAUUAUUAUUAUUAUUAUUAUUAUUAUUAUUUCAAAAGCUCAUCCGAUACAAGUAUUUAUUUUAUUUAGCUCGGUUUAAAAUAUAAUUAAAGAAGUUAAAUUUAAAAUAUAAUUGAUGGAAUUAAACAUAAACCAAAAUUAAGGUGAUGAGAGUGAAAAUUAACAUAUUAAAUGAAGAAGACAAAAGUAAAAAAAAAAAAAAAAAGUGGAGUAGUUCGGGUUGAAUACAAAACCCGGUGUUUCCCACUUUUAAUGCAUAACAAAGAAAAUACAAAAAACAGCCUAAUAUAGCUACGAUGACCUACAUCUACCAAGUUCUUCUCCUAAUAGGACGAGAAGACCUUUAAUCUCUAUAUAAAGAACUAUGAUAAAAAUUUACAAGUGUAUGCUACUUUACACACUCAUUAUACUUUAAACCAUGCUUUCACAAAUUACUAACUUAAUUAUCGGAAUAAGUGGCUAGACAAUCUUGUUCGGUGCUUUUUAACCA
Messenger RNA from Ricinus communis (castor bean), 3812 nucleotides. Its product is annotated as cation/H(+) antiporter 4. Gene Ontology annotation, molecular function: antiporter activity. The transcript is spliced from 4 exons. Gene Ontology annotation, cellular component: membrane; endomembrane system. The record is from RefSeq and is a predicted model, not a curated record. Lineage: Eukaryota; Viridiplantae; Streptophyta; Magnoliopsida; Malpighiales; Euphorbiaceae. Bases 1 to 2778 code for a protein of 925 amino acids. Gene Ontology annotation, biological process: proton transmembrane transport; regulation of pH.